Fonsecaea nubica is the source of this 927-nucleotide messenger RNA. RefSeq names its product transcription elongation factor S-II. Bases 1 to 927 code for a protein of 308 amino acids. Gene Ontology annotation, biological process: transcription antitermination; transcription elongation by RNA polymerase I; transcription elongation by RNA polymerase II. Gene Ontology annotation, molecular function: RNA polymerase II transcription regulatory region sequence-specific DNA binding; zinc ion binding. Gene Ontology annotation, cellular component: nucleus. The transcript has a single exon. The record is from RefSeq and is a predicted model, not a curated record. NCBI's taxonomy places the organism in Eukaryota, Fungi, Ascomycota, Eurotiomycetes, Chaetothyriales, Herpotrichiellaceae.
AUGGAUCGCAGGGAGAUCCUCUCCAAGGGCUCGGCACUCCAGAAAGCUAUUGCCGCGAAGGAGCCGUCUGCAAAUAUCCUGACAAUUCUGCGUGACCUAAAGGCAAACGUACGGCCUAGCGAAGAACUUUUGCGCGCCACGGGAAUAGGCAAGAUCGUUAAUAAAGUGAAGGGAGUACCUAAUGUGGACCCUCAAGUCAGCCAACUCGCUGCAGAGAUAAUAUCCCGCUGGCGGCAUGUGGUGAACGAGCAAAAGUUGGCGAGCGGGACGUCUACACCUACCGCCAACGGGGCGAGGUCGAACGGCACGAGCUCGCCGGUACCCCAGAAGCCCGCCACACCCACGCCAAAGGCGGCCAGCCCCGGAGUUGCACCUGAUAAACGCAACUGGAAAACGGAUAAAGUACCCCGCGACGAGUUGACAUCCGACACGGCUCGAAACAAUUGUAUCGGGCUCAUCUACGAUGGUCUAUGUCUGGGUUCCGAAAUUCCCAUGAAACAGAUCCUUGACCUGGCCAAGCAAAUCGAGACCGCUGCCCUCAAUCUGCCUGACGCUAAAGGGUCCUCGGCUUCGACCGUGUACAAAGACAAAAUCCGCUCUUUGUACCAGAACCUCAAGAAUAAAUCCAACCCGGGACUGCGAGUGCGCAUUUUGUCCGGGGAAGUUACCGCGCAACGAUUUGUCACUAUGUCACACGAAGAGAUGAAAUCGCGGCAACAACUAGAGGAAGACCGCAAGAUAGCAAAGGAGAACAUGAAUAAUGCCAUGGUGGCACAGGAAGAGAAGUCCGUGAGUACUUCUCUGGAGUGCGGAAAGUGUCACCAGAAAAAGGUCAGCUAUUCUCAAGCGCAGACGCGGAGUGCUGAUGAACCGAUGACAACCUUUUGCGAGUGUCUUAAUUGUGGCAACCGGUGGAAAUUUUCUUGA